Moneuplotes crassus is the source of this 1653-nucleotide messenger RNA. NCBI's taxonomy places the organism in Eukaryota, Ciliophora, Spirotrichea, Euplotida, Euplotidae. The record is from the annotation of a GenBank genome assembly.
AUGUUUGGUAAAUUUUUCAGACAGUCUCUAUCUAAGGGCAAAAACUUGAAGACUCUGACCAGAGUCUCCGCCAUGAACUUCAGAUCCACUCCAGCUGCCAGCCAGAAGCUUGGCAUUGGAGAUGCAGCUGAUAUUUUGGAGCAGAAGAUUUCAGGAAUUUCACAAGUGAACGAUAUUAAGGAAUUCGGUAAAGUAAUUUCCUUCGGAGAUGGUAUUGCCAGAGUCUUUGGACUUACUAAGGUUCAAGCAGGAGAAAUGGUUGAAUUCUCCUCAGGAGUCAAAGGAAUGGCCCUCAAUCUUGAGACUGACAAUGUCGGUAUUGUCGUCUUGGGCAAUAAUGACAGAGAUAUUUAUGAAGGUGACUCUGUUAAGAGGACUGGAGAAGUCACCAAUAUCCCUAUCGGAGAAGGCAUGCUGGGUAGAGUCAUUAACACUUUGGGUGAGGCAAUUGAUGGAGGUGAUCCAAUUCACACAACUGAAAUUAAGUCUGUCGAAGCUAAAGCUCCAGGAAUUAUUGUGAGAAAAUCUGUGCAUGAGCCAAUGCAGACCGGACUCAAGUCAGUCGAUUCAUUGGUCCCAAUUGGGAGAGGACAGAGAGAGUUGAUUAUUGGGGAUAGACAGACUGGAAAAACUGCUGUAGCAAUUGAUACUAUCUUGAACCAAAAAUCUGGAUUUGCGGAGGGUAUAGACCCAAACCAGAGACUCUACUGCAUCUAUGUUGCUAUUGGUCAAAAGAGAUCGACUGUUGCCAAUAUUGUAAAAGUUCUCAAAGACAAUGAUGCCAUGAAAUAUUCCAUUGUAUUGGCUGCUACUGCAUCUGAGGCUGCUCCACUCCAAUUCUUGGCACCAUACUCAGGAUGUGCUCUUGGAGAAUACUUCAGAGACACUGGAAGACAUUGUUUGAUCAUCUAUGACGAUCUCUCAAAGCAAGCUGUAGCCCAUAGACAGAUCUCAUUGUUGUUGAGAAGACCACCAGGCAGAGAGGCCUACCCAGGAGAUGUCUUCUACUUGCACUCUCGUCUUUUGGAAAGAGCAGCUAAGCUUCAUGAAGGUCAUGGUGGUGGCUCAUUGACUGCUUUGCCAAUCAUUGAGACCCAAGCUGGUGAUGUAUCUGCCUAUAUUCCAACAAACGUUAUCUCCAUUACUGACGGACAGAUCUACUUGGAAUCCGAAUUGUUCUUCAAGGGUAUCAGACCAGCCAUUAAUGUCGGUCUCUCAGUAUCCAGAGUAGGAUCUGCCGCUCAGAUUAAGGCAAUGAAGCAAGUUGCUGGAUCCCUCAAGUUGGAAUUGGCUCAGUACAGAGAGGUUGCUGCCUUCGCUCAGUUUGGAUCAGACCUUGAUGCUACUACCCAGAAUUUGUUGAACAGAGGUGAGAAACUUACUGAAUUACUCAAGCAAAAGCAAUAUGUUCCAAUGAAAGCCCAAGAACAAGUAUGUUUACUCUAUGCUGGAGUUAGAGGAUUCUUGGAUAAACUCGAGACAUCUGAAAUUGCUAAGUUCGAGACUCUUUUCCUUGAGAACUUGAAUGCUAAGCACACAAAUGUUUUGGACUCUAUUGCUAAACAUAAGGAAUUGCUGCCAGAGGUUGAUGAAGAAUUGAAGCAAAUUUUGACUGACUUCAUUCCAUCAGCUGGACUUAAGAUGAAGCAAUAA